GAUAAACAAGUCAUUAGUUUUAAGGAAAACAAAGCACAUCUUUAAGAAAAACAUUAAGAUGAAAAAAUAAACAUAUCAGCUAUCACAUUGAAUUAUCAAGGAAGAAAAAAUGGACCGGACAUCAGAAACAUCAGCAGGGACAGGAUCAACCGUUGGAGAUGUGUUGGGGAUCCCAGGUACACCACGCGAUCCUCUGUAUAAUGAACUGUCCAUAUUAUUGGUCUGUUUGGGCUUGCUAUUCAUCAGCGGUAUCACCGUUUUCCUACGCUGUAGUUAUUAUAGGAAAGUAAAAUCAGGACUCGGCAGAGGGUUUCCAGGCAGUGUUGAGGUUUCAGCAUCUGGUGAAUCAUAUUUAUCGGAAACUCUCGGGAACAGAAAUCAAACAAUGCAGACAGAUAAUUACUUUGUAUUAGAGAAAGAGGAGGGAUCAAACGGAAGUUUAUCUCGGAAGUGUUCGCAACAAAUACAUGCUCAAAAGAAACCAAAUAAUUACUUCACUGUGGAAUAUAAUUAUAUUCUCAAUACCUUUGAAACUGUUGAGGAGACUCAUCAUAGGGAAAGUUUGAAUGAUCAUUUCAUUACAAAAAGACAGUCACAGGAUAGUGUUUAUAAUACUCUUCAUUCCCAUGAUUCUUCUUCAGUUGAUGCAACAAAUACCUAUAGUCAUACCAGUGAAUUAGAUGGAGUAUAUUGUCAUUUGAAUGGAUGAGGACUAUUUUGAGGAACUUAUCAAUAUGAUACUGACAUCAAGGAAUCUGCCUUUAUGAGUAAUUAAUUAGAGUCAGAUUCUACCACAUCUGUGUUGUAUGUAUAUUUUGAUAGAGGAUAAGGGCCAAAUAAAAAUUCUAAGACAAAUGAAAUCUACAUGUAUGAUUUCAACUCAUUGGCAACUUUUCCUUAUUUUUAAAAGAAGUCAUGUCCUACUAUCACCUUGACAUAGUGUUUACAUCCCAAACAUAUUCGAUAUUAAAGAACAUG
This is a messenger RNA of Saccostrea cuccullata (small rock oyster), 978 nucleotides long. RefSeq lists its product as uncharacterized. Bases 110 to 709 code for a protein of 199 amino acids. The record is from RefSeq and is a predicted model, not a curated record. The transcript has 4 exons. NCBI's taxonomy places the organism in Eukaryota, Metazoa, Mollusca, Bivalvia, Ostreida, Ostreidae.